Cyanistes caeruleus (blue tit) is the source of this 4188-nucleotide messenger RNA. The record is from RefSeq and is a predicted model, not a curated record. Lineage: Eukaryota; Metazoa; Chordata; Aves; Passeriformes; Paridae.
UCUGUCGCAGGGCUGGGAGAAGGUUCUGCUCUUCUUCACCCGGACAGCAGGUCCCACCCUCGGUCCUUGGAGAAGAGUGCCUGGAGGGCUUUCAAGGAGUCACAGUGCCAUCAUAUGCUGAAACACCUUCACAAUGGAGCCCGGAUCACUGUACAGAUGCCUCCCAAUAUUGAGGGCCACUGGGUCUCUACCGGCUGUGAAGUCAGAGCAGGCCCAGAGUUCAUCACGAGAUCUUACAGGUUCUACCACAACAGCACAUUCAAGGCCUAUCAGUUCUAUUACGGUGGCAAUCGCUGCACAAACCCCAUCUACACCUUAGUCAUACGUGGCAAAAUUCGUCUCCGACAGGCGUCCUGGAUCAUCCGGGGGGGCACUGAGGCCGACUAUCAGCUCCGCAACAUACAGAUCAUAUGCCACAAUGAAGCAGUAGCCAAAAAAUUAAGUGAGUUGGUGAACCAGACGUGUCCUGGAUUUAUCCCAGAAGAUAGUCCCUGGGAGCAGGAUGUGAGCUAUGAUUUGCUGAGAGAGGAGAACGGCUGUGAAUGCACCAAGGCUCUGAAUUUUGCCAUGCACGAGCUCCAGCUGAUCCGUGUGGAGAAGCAGUACCUGCACCAUAACUUAGACCACCUCGUGGAGGAACUAUUCCUUGGAGACAUUCACACUGAUGCCACUCAGAGGAGGUACUAUCGGCCCUCUAGUUACCAACCUCCUCUUCAAAAUGCCAAGAACCACGACCGCACGUGCAUCGCGUGCAGAAUCAUCUACCGCUCGGACGAGCACCACCCACCCAUCCUGCCCCCCAAGGCAGACCUGACCAUCGGGCUGCACGGAGAGUGGGUGAGCCAGCGCUGUGAGGUGCGGCCAGAGGUGCUCUUCCUGACUCGACACUUCAUCUUCCACGACAACAACAACACUUGGGAGGGCCACUACUACCACUACUCCGACCCCAUCUGCAAGCACCCCACCUUCACCAUCUAUGCCAAGGGACGCUACAGCCGGGGAGUCCACUCGUCCAAAGUCAUGGGUGGCACGGAGUUUGUGUUCAAAGUGAAUCACAUGAAGGUCACUCCCAUGGAUAUAUCCACAGCCUCGUUGCUCAACGUCUUCAAUGGGAAUGAGUGUGGAGCACAGGGAUCCUGGCAGGUUGGGGUUCAGCAGGAUGUCACCCAUACGAACGGCUGCAUCGCGCUCGGCAUCCGCCUACCUCACACUGAGUACGAAAUCUUCAAGAUGGAGCAGGAUGCCCGGGGCAGGUACCUGCUGUACAAUGGACAGAGACCGAGCGACGGCUCCAGCCCUGACCGACCCGAGAAAAGAGCCACUUCCUACCAGAUGCCUUUAAUUCAGUGCGCCUCAUCAGUACCCAGAUCCGAAGAGUCACCAGAGGAGAAUAAAAUCAGGCUGUAUAGCAGCAGGGCUCCGGAAAAAUAUCCCAGCACCCCAGCUCUUGCUUUGUUGUUUAUUUGUACUGUGUCAUAUUGGGACAUUCUCAGCUAGAAGCAAGGAAAACUUACUUUUCAUGACUACAAAGCCAGGAUUCCACCAGAUUGGGGGUUGUUUUUCUUCAGACAGAAAAUGACAUUUAUUUUCUUGAUGCACUUGAAUGCCUGAGAACUGUUGUUCUGUUCCUUACUUCCCUCUUCCUCCUCGAAUCCCGAACGGCACUCGUUUGAUGUUUGUGCUUUGAACUUCAUCCAGUCUGAUCCCUGGCCUGACACGACUGCACAAAAGUAAUUGCACUUUAGGACUGCAGACUUCUGGGGGGAGGGAGGGGGUCUCCUUUUAUUAUUUUUUUUUAAUUUUUUUUUUUAAACUGCUAGGAUGAACUUUAUGAUCCUGCUUCAGUCAUCUCUGCCAUCUCACUGUUGUGGUACUCUUAUCCCAAAUGCCCAGUUUCUCAUCAGAAUUUAGCUCUGGGGAAGGGCUCGGUGUUGUGCCAGUACUGUGAUAGCAGCUUCCCCCUCUGACUUCACAGCUCUGAUGUAGAUAUGUAUAUAAGGAGGAAAUCCACAAAGAUUUAUCUUGCCAUUAUCUAGCAGCUCAUAAUACAGAAAGAAUCAGCACAUCAACAGCCCUCUGUUCAAAAAGUGCUAAAUGAUUGAUACCCCUAAUUAAAAUAAAAAAAAUACUCCAAGUAAUUUAAGAUAUUUUUACAGUCAUUAAGUUGUAAAAAUAACCAGUGGUUUAGGAUUUUCACAUUCAAUUAACUUAGCUAUGUAAUUGCUUUGAGGCCUCCCUUUGUAUCUAGUAAGUAGUUACAACCAAGCCCCCUCAAAGCCAGCCAGCAGCAGCAGUUUUCCUGUCAAUGCACAGAGUUCAGGUAAGCUGCAGGAAAGACUUCUCUUCCCCUAUUCCUGAGGCCUUACAUACUCCACGUGCAGUACUUGGAUCAGCUGGGUGGGUAGAGUAAAGCAAGUGGGAUCUAAUGUGUUCUGCAUCCCUAUUUAGCAGCAUCUUUUUAGUCAUGUGAUCUCAUGUAAGAACAGGGAAAAGGGUAACAGCAGCGAGCAGACUGUGGUCCCUGGUAGAGCAAGAAAGCAGCAGGAAACACACCCUCAGAUGGAGGAAUACCAGCCCAGUCUUACAGAGGGAGGAGCGAGAGAUGCACUAAUGCAACCACAUUCUUUCUUUUCUCCUUGCUGAACUGUCCCAAUGCAUGCCACAGUUUCAUAGAUCUUAAAUUAGCACUGGUUUGGGAAGACACUGCCGGGAAGGUGGAUAGACACAGCCUACAGAGAGCAUUUGUCAACUGGAGCCUGCCCUGGAAAUUCUCAGGUUUCCCUCAGUGGUGAAUACAUCCUUUUGUGCACUGAUGCAAAUCAGAGCAGACUCUGGAAGCAGCAGGGGAGAUGUUUAAGGCCAGCAAGGAGUUAGAAGUUCAUACAUGAACAAUGUUCCCCUGCUUUAAUGGAGAGUGAACUGAAGGAAUAUCUUCAUCUUGCGCUUGGGCUGUGGCUUUUACUGAUGUACGUGUUUUAGCUUGCAGGAGGAGCAGGAACAUCUGUGAGAAACAUAAGGAUUAAAGUUGUAGCAUUUCCUCACAGUAUAAGCUAGCUGCCCAGCCCAGUACUAUGUCAGAAAAAGAACCUUUAAUGUAUUCAUUUCAGCAUCCUAGGAAAAGUAUGUUUUGAAUGAACAUCUUUCAGCUUUACACAGUGAGUCUUCAUACUGGCUUCUAUAGCAAAAGCAUUCCUUGAAAACAUGGAUGUGAAUUUCCCCAGAGCUGGAACAAAAUCAGUUCACCUAGUUUUGAGACAGCAGGAAGACAGAGGGAAGGAGCAGUAUCACAGAUAGACACGCUGCUGAGUCAGACUGCAUCUUUAAUGUUUUUUCCUCAGACAAAUGAAAAGUCAUAGAAAACUGUUACUUAAGAGUCAGGAAUGGAGCUCAGAUUGGCUCAGUAGUCACCAGAGAAGGUGUUUAUCCAUCCACCUGAUGUCAGAUCCCCUUUCAGCCUGUUGGAAGGAUCUGAAAGCCAGCUCACUGCAGUGAAUUGAGCCCUAUGAGCAACAGCUGUUCUUGAUGGCUUUCUGCUCCAUGCAGUCAAACCUACUUGAAGAGCCAGCUCUGGAUCAGUUGCUGGUGAGAGGCACAGUUUUAACUAGUGGGUCCAGAAGGAGACAGGACACCUCUGUGACAGAGUAGUUACAAACCAGCAGGGAGUUUGGUUUUCUCUAGGUUGAGUUUUGUAGUCAGCAGGGCAACACCAGCAUAUCUCUAACUGGGUUACUGAGCUGUUACAGUCAAACAAGUCCCCUAAGUACCUGCUUCAUUUCUGACUGAUAUUUGAGAUCUAGUGGCAGUAGUGAAUUCAUACCAGUUUUUAUUUAAAAGGAUGAGUAUUGUAUGGCAUUCCUUAGAUCACACAAUACAAGCAGUUUUCACCACCAUCAACCAUUCCCAUGUGGUCCUAUCUCUGAAAAAAUAUCCAUGGUUUGAAGCUGUCAGACUAUGUCACUUGCCUAUGCAAGUGCCACACACAGCUUGAUCCCAGCUGAAAUCUGCACAUGCUUGUGAUGCAGGAUGAAAGCAAAGACCAAAGGAACUGUUCCACAGCACAAUUUUCUAUAUUCAUUGGGGCAAUCAUCUACAGUUUAUUAGUGCCUUGUGGCUCCUCUGUAAAUUGUCUAAUGUUAAAAAUGUUGCAAGUUUCAAGAGAAAGAUUCGUCUAGUUAUAACCUCUGAAAA